This is a messenger RNA of Lodderomyces oxycetoniae, 2574 nucleotides long. It is a transcript of the gene ECM22, whose product is annotated as Ecm22p. The coding region runs from base 1 to 2574 and encodes 857 amino acids. The transcript has a single exon. NCBI's taxonomy places the organism in Eukaryota, Fungi, Ascomycota, Pichiomycetes, Serinales, Debaryomycetaceae. The record is from RefSeq and is a predicted model, not a curated record. Gene Ontology annotation, biological process: regulation of transcription by RNA polymerase II. Gene Ontology annotation, molecular function: DNA-binding transcription factor activity, RNA polymerase II-specific; zinc ion binding.
AUGGAUAAGAGCACAGACAGGAUAGUUACCCUAGAUACCAAUACAAUAACGUCGAAGAAUAGUUCGGUUGAGUCGCUCUCAACGGCGUCGUCGCUGGUUGACAAUCUGCUGAGCGAAAAGGCCAAACGGCGAAAGCACAAAAAUUCCAAAAUGGGGUGUCCCAAUUGCAAGAAAAGGCGGGUUAAAUGUUCCGAAGAUUUACCCGCAUGCUUCAAUUGUGUAAAACACAAAGUCAAAUGUGGGUAUCUCGAUUAUACCAAGGAACAAUUAAAGGAGUUGAGGGAAGUUAAGCUGCAACGGGCAUUGAAACAGCGACCGCGCAAUCUGAAAAAAUCCAACGAUUUUGAAAAAGAAAAAGAAAAAGAAGAAGAAGAAGAAGAAGAAGAAGAAGAAGAAGAUUCUAUUCAAACUGAGCCAUCAAGCUUAAAUAUCAAUGCCUCGAAAAAAAAAGUUAUAGGGUCAAAGAGGAAGCGACUGGUGUCGACUACUCCUGCAUUGGAAUCACAACGGGAACUUGCAAACCAUAAUGAUAACACUACCACUAAUAAUAGUAAUAACAGUAAUAAUAAUAAUAACAACAACAGUAAUCAUCAUUCUCCUACAUCGUUUAGCACAGAGGAACAACACAAUAUUCUUACAGUGACAGUCGAUAAAUUAAAACUUCCUCUGGACAAUAGUAGUAGCAGUACGAGCCAACUAAUUACUCAAAAUUAUGAUAAUUUGCUACCAAUUGAUUCCGGAAAUGAGAUAACAUACCCAGUAUACUUUAUGCAAAACGACUGUGCAAUGAUUAAUCAAAACACAAAUUUGCUAAUUUCCAAUAAACUUUUGGACCACCAGCUGCUGUGUCUACUACCUCGAGCAUUAAUUCUUCUAACAACUUUCAAGUGCACAAAGAGGGUAAACAUCAAUUACGAUUUGAAGCUUAGAAGGAUGCUUAAAGAAAUGGGACCGUUAGUACUAAGCGGCGAGGCUACUUUAACGCAGAUUCGAGAAUUUUACAAGCUUUGGCUAAACUCGUUUGUAUGGAAAGGAUACACUAGCCACUUUAUGUUUUACUGUUUACUAAAUUUGAGCACCAACUACUUGAUUUCAAAUUGUUUUGGGGAUUCAUACAAGUACUACAGCAGUAGCGAAGAAACAUCGCUGAGUUCUAGAGGAACUCAAUUGGAUAAUGUACGGCGAACAUGCCUUGUUAAGUCCAUAAAGUAUUAUGAUGAAGUUAUAAAAGGUCUUCGAAUUACAUUGAAAGCUAACCUUGAACCAGACGUGGUAAGUUCUGUAUCCUACAUCUUGAGUCUUAUGUCUGUUUAUGAUCCUGAGAGUUCGCUAGACUCAACAAUUUGCUUUAGAGAUGGCAUGUUUAACGUAUUAUCCUAUAAUGCAAAUUCAAUGACUGAACCUGUAAUCAUCCCCGUGUAUUUGAGGUUAGUUACUAAUGUGUCAAUGUCGGUUUACAUACCGGGUUACAAUCCGCUGUUUUUAUCUGAAUGUCAACAUCUUCUUACGAAAUUUGGAGAGAUAUUAUUACCAAUAGUGACAAGAUCCACUUCAACAUUGGAGGAAUAUUCGACACAUCGGUUUCUUUACUUGAAAUAUCAUGAACUUUUAGCAUUUUUAAAUGAUGCGAUUCAACAUUAUAUUCCGCAGUUGAAUGAGAGCUUGGCGGAUAUGGAACUUCAACAACGGUUACUUUAUGAAAUUAUUAUGCGGUGGGUCAAGAUAUUCCCCGGUAGGUUUAUCGCUGGUAGGAAAUCCCAAGGAAUCAUGGAAAAAAUUCUUUAUUUGUUUUAUAAAGCUUUUAAAAGAUCGUUUUUUGCCAUAUGCCCUCAGCUUAAGUACUUUUUUCUUCGCGAUUUAACUAGUCCCUUGAUGAUGGAUGUAUUUGCAAGCGAUGAUGAUUUCGAUAUAUUUGACAAGGACUUACAGAUGGCAGCUUCACAGCAGUUUUCAAAUGGGACAAUUGCACCUUACAUUGGAGAAUUGCGAUACAUUGCAGCUUACUUGAUACGAAUGAUUACCUAUUUCCAGAUUCGAUUGAGCAUUCUUUACAAGUAUUUGGUUCACGAUGGAAGUAAAGAUGUUGACAUGAAAAUCACCGAGGUUAAUCAAUGGAGAAGUAGUAUAAAUAACAUUAUUGAUAGUAGGCGAGAGUUUAUGGAAAAAGUUGGACUCAUGGAAGUUCACAUUUCUUCGUUUACAAGACAAUAUAUUCGUAAAGAGAAUUAUCCUCAGAAGUUGGUGCAACAACACGAGGUUGAUGGAAAUUAUCCUCAGAAGUUGGUGCAACAACACGAGGUUGAUGGAAAUUAUCCUCAGAAGUUGGUGCAACAACACGAGGUUGAUGGAAAUUAUCCUCAGAAGUUGGUGCAACAACACGAGGUUGAUGGAAAUUAUCCUCAGAAGUUGGUGCAACAACACGAGGUUGAUGGAAAUUAUCCUCAGAAGUUGGUGCAACAACACGAGGUUGAUGGAAAUUAUCCAAUGGAAACAUUAGCUGUCACCAACGACCCUGUUGAUUUCACGAGUCUUGAGAAAUCAGGAUUAUUACAAAAGGAUUACGAUAUUCGAUAA